UUUAAAUACCUAAUAAGACAACCUCGAUGGCAACUUGGGCUCUUGUUGUGUGGACCACUGAGGAUCUCAUAGAUAACAUUCCAACAUCAUGGGCUAAUACGACCAGCACGAGGUACAAAUACCCAGUGGGCAUGAAGAGCCUUCGGAUAAAGAAGAUGGUUGAUUUAAACAUGCCGUUGGAGGACAGUUUUGAAUGACUUGACGCUAGAUAUAAAGUCAAGGCAAUCACAACAUUGCAACAUGCAAAAGAAUUGUGAAACGCCAUAUCGAAACUGAAGAAUCAGGUGAUUCUGAUGAGAACGAGCCAUUGGCCAAAGGGCAAAGCCUCAUCAGAAAAAAGUUCUUUGCCGCAACUAGUCUAUCCUCGGCUCCAUUCUCUCAAACUUUUUCUCUUAAAUCAAAAUCAUCAAACAAAGAGAAUAGAAGAGAAGUCAGCUUCUCCAGACCACUGCAUUCCCCAGGUCGCAGUAUGCCUACAACGAGGCCUACACCUACAACCUCUAGAAGUGCUGGCGAGCAAAUAUCAGAAUGCAGUUGGCAUGGGAUCGAAGCAACUUCCAACAGAUAUGAACUCCCACAUUCUAUCAGAGCUUCAAGAGAUUAGGUUCCACAUGGAGGAAUCUCAGAAGACCCUGACAAAAAUUGAAGCCUUCAUGGAAAAUUGUGGCAAGAACGAUCUGGAGGAACUGAUCCCAAACUCAGAAAAUCUAGUCCACUCAUCGUUUCUAGAGAAGCUUCCGUGCAAAACAAGGGCAGAAUUGGACGAAGUGGACUCGAUAAUAAGUAGAGAAUCCAAACUACUAAAUCAAUUGCUUGAUGUGGUUAGCUUAGAAGCUCGUAUAUUAUCUCAGCACAAACGUGCCCAGUGUCGGACUGGGGGUCAUUUGGCUCACCGGGCAAAUGGUGAAUUGGCCCACCCAACCCAAACCCCAUUCAAUAAAAACAUUUUGAUAAUCAUUUGUUGA
Molecule: messenger RNA, 965 nt
Organism: Ceutorhynchus assimilis (cabbage seed weevil)
Lineage: Eukaryota; Metazoa; Arthropoda; Insecta; Coleoptera; Curculionidae
Source: the annotation of a GenBank genome assembly